Molecule: messenger RNA, 1420 nt
Organism: Theobroma cacao (cacao)
Lineage: Eukaryota; Viridiplantae; Streptophyta; Magnoliopsida; Malvales; Malvaceae
Product: geranylgeranyl transferase type-2 subunit beta 1
Biological process (GO): protein geranylgeranylation
Cellular component (GO): Rab-protein geranylgeranyltransferase complex
Molecular function (GO): Rab geranylgeranyltransferase activity
Source: RefSeq, a predicted model, not a curated record
AUUUUUCCUCUCUUCUUCUUCUUCUGCCACUGACCCGAGCGGCCAACCUCUUUCUCUAAAACCUCUCUCCCUAACUUGGUCUCCGGCGCCGUCGCCUUCGCCGGCCUGGGCCUUUCCGGCAGCGGUUCCCUCUUUCUUUCCCUUUCCUCUUUUCUUCUCUUCCCCUUCCUUCUGCCGCCAGUUUCCUCUCUUUCUAAAAAAGCCUAGCCACCGUUGUCUCCUUCACUCUAAAAACUUUAUAAAUACCUCGAAAUCUAUCCUAUCCGUAUCACCCACCUUCUGUCUCUCUCUCUCUCUAAUAAUCCAUUCAAUCAGAUGGGAGAACUGGCAGUUGAAAAACAUGUUGAGUACAUUUUAGCUGUUGAAAAGAGAAAGGAUAGUUUUGAAUCGGUGGUGAUGGACCAUCUAAGACUGAAUGGGGCAUAUUGGGGAUUAACAACCUUGGAUCUUCUAAGGAAGCUUGAUACUGUCAAUGCAGAUGAAGUUAUUUCAUGGAUAAUGAAAUGCCAACAUGAAUCCGGUGGUUUUGCUGGUAAUAUUGGGCAUGACCCGCAUAUACUGUAUACUGUCAGUGCUGUGCAAGUGCUGGCCCUUUUCAACAAGCUAGAUGUUCUUGACAUUGACAAAGUUGCAACUUAUAUAACUGGGCUGCAAAAUGAAGAUGGAUCCUUUUCAGGAGAUAUGUGGGGUGAGGUGGACACACGGUUCUCUUAUAUUGCCAUAUGUUGUCUUUCAAUAUUACGUCGUCUGGAUAAAAUCAAUGUGGAGAAAGCUGUUAAUUACAUUGUGAGUUGCAAAAACCUGGAUGGUGGCUUUGGAUGCACACCUGGUGGCGAGUCUCAUGCAGGGCAAAUUUUCUGUUGUGUGGGUGCUCUUGCUAUAACGGGAUCUCUGCAUCAUGUUGACAAGGACCUUCUUGGGUGGUGGUUAUGUGAGAGACAAGUUAAAUCUGGUGGUCUUAAUGGCCGCCCUGAGAAACUUCCUGAUGUUUGCUACUCAUGGUGGGUUCUUUCUAGCUUGAUCAUGAUUGACAGAGUUCACUGGAUUGACAAGGGAAAACUUUUUAAGUUCAUCUUGGACUGUCAGGAUGUAGAAAAUGGUGGAAUUUCAGAUAGACCAGAUGAUGCUGUGGACGUCUUCCAUACAUAUUUUGGAGUUGCUGGACUUUCACUUCUUGAGUAUCCAGGAUUGAAAGCUAUUGAUCCAGCUUACGCAUUACCUGUUGAUGUCGUAAACAGAAUAUUUUUUUCAGCAGAUAAUUGACACAUUUAAAUGGCAUUGCUUUGCUUUGUUCCAUGUUUUUGUACCAUGACACCACACAUUCAUUUUCCGAGUGCUUAAAAAGUUCAGAUUGCCAUGCUGUGUUGAAUUUUCUGAUAUUUUAAUCUUCAAUAAAACCUUAUCAGUAUUUGUUCUCCCA